Molecule: messenger RNA, 1711 nt
Organism: Cannabis sativa
Lineage: Eukaryota; Viridiplantae; Streptophyta; Magnoliopsida; Rosales; Cannabaceae
Product: tRNA dimethylallyltransferase 2
Exons: 10
Coding region: 82-1602 (506 amino acids)
Biological process (GO): tRNA modification
Cellular component (GO): mitochondrion
Molecular function (GO): tRNA dimethylallyltransferase activity
Source: RefSeq, a predicted model, not a curated record
AGAAACAUAAAAAACUGUUUUUGAGUUGUGAGAUUGAGAGAGGAAGAAGACCACCUUUCCAACCAGGGUUGACCUCUUAUUAUGGCGGAAGAAGAAGACCUGAGAAAGAUAAACCUUUCCAAUUAUGGAGCACAACCCACCAAAGCAGUAACGAAAGAGAAGCCCAAAGUGGUGGUAAUAAUGGGUCCAACAGGUUCAGGAAAAUCAAAAUUGGCCAUUGAUUUGGGCUCUCAAUUUCCCGUUGAGGUCAUCAAUGCUGAUUCUAUGCAGGUCUACAAAGGCUUGGAUGUUCUAACCAACAAAGUCCCACUCCAUGAACAAAAGGGGGUGCCUCAUCAUCUUCUUGGGACAGUGAACCCAAAUGUUGAAUUCACAGCUAAAGAGUUUAGAGAUUGUGCUGUUCCUCUUAUUGAUGAUAUCUUGUCUCGUAACUGCUUGCCAGUCAUAGUUGGGGGUACACAUUACUACAUACAGGCCCUUAUAAGUCCAUUCCUUCUAGACGAAACAACAGAAGAUAUGGAUGACAAUUGCUUAUAUACUUCUCUAGGAGAUGAAGAUAUACAACCAUUGUCUAAGUUGGAUUGUGAAGGAAUAACUGAUAGCUAUGACCAUCUCAAAAGCAUUGAUCCGGUAGCAGCAAACAGAAUCCAUCCUAACAAUCAUAGAAAAAUUAGUCAGUACCUUAGCUUACAUGCUCGUUUUGGCAUUCUCCCUAGUGAACUUCUUCAGGGGAAGGCUGCUGAGAACUGGGGUCGAGUCGAUAAUUUCAGAUACAAUUGUUGUUUCAUAUGUAUGGAUGCAUCACUUCCUGUGCUGGAUCAAUAUGUGGAUCAAAGAGUAGACUGCAUGGUAGAUGCUGGAUUGCUCGACGAAGUCUAUGACAUUUUCAAUCUGAAUGCAGAUUAUACUCGAGGCUUGCUGCAAGCUAUUGGUGUUCGGGAAUUUGAGACUUUCUUAAGAGAGAAUGUUGUAGAAGCCAGAUUCGAUAAUGAAAGCUAUUCAACUGACAUCUCUGUCUCAUUGAAGUCGGUGGACACGGGUGAUAAAAUCUUGAAAGAGAAUAUGAGGGCAAUACUGAACUCCUGUGAUGAUGAUAGUAAGCCAAGCAUUAUAUUAAAAGAAGCCAUUGACAAAGUAAAACUUAACACUCGAAGACUCAUUCGUCGUCAGAGACGAAUGAUUGUUCGGCUGCAGAAAUUGUUUGGAUGGGACAUACAUGUCCUUGAUGCAACAGACUCUAUUCUAAGUAAAUCAGAUGAUAUAUGGGCAGAACAGGUAGUUGAGCCCGCCGUGAAAAUUGUUAGAUCUUUCCUUAGCCAGGAAGGUACUUCGGUCCCGGGUGAGGAGUGUCCAAACGGGGUUGGAACAAGAAUACUCGAAAGGGAACUGUGGACUCAGUAUGUAUGCAAGGCUUGUGGAGAUAAAGUCCUUAGAGGAGCACAUGAGUGGGAACAACACAUACAGGGACGUAGUCAUCGAAAACGAAAGUCAAAACUGCGAAAAUCGCAAGUUCAUUUUGUUGCGGAAAAGCAACAUCAAGCUAGCCAGAUUGGAGAUGAAUUUUCAGUGUCUGACUCUGAUUAUUUCCUAACAAGAGAAUAGUUAUAGCUUUUGAUUUAGAAGAUUUAUGGUUUCUAUGGAUGGUUGCUCAAGUGAAGUGUGAUAUACAUUAUCUCAAAAAAAUAAAAUAAAAAAUCAUUAUUUUGUACAC